Colletotrichum orchidophilum is the source of this 1833-nucleotide messenger RNA. Its product is annotated as tRNA pseudouridine synthase A. The record is from RefSeq and is a predicted model, not a curated record. Gene Ontology annotation, cellular component: nucleus. NCBI's taxonomy places the organism in Eukaryota, Fungi, Ascomycota, Sordariomycetes, Glomerellales, Glomerellaceae. Gene Ontology annotation, molecular function: pseudouridine synthase activity; RNA binding. The coding region runs from base 1 to 1833 and encodes 610 amino acids. Gene Ontology annotation, biological process: mRNA pseudouridine synthesis; tRNA pseudouridine synthesis. The transcript has 3 exons.
AUGGCGACCGAUGCUCCUCCUCAACCGGCCGGCGGUGCUCCCGCGAGGCAGCCUGCCGAUCUCCCGACCGGCGACAAGCCGUCGGUUUCAUCAGAGUCCCGCGCCGAGAGCGCAGCCCAGCCCGGUUCUGCAGAGGACAAACAACAGGGCGGUCGACGCGGCGACCGGCGCGACGACAGGCGCGGCGGAAAGUCGCGCGGACCGAAAAGGAAGCACGAUGUCGGUCGCUCUGCUUGGAGCCGUGAGGCCACCGACAAGCGCGGACGCAAUUCCGAGUACCAAGAAUUCAAGCGUAGGAAGGUAGACAAGGACGGCAACCCCGAGGCCGUAGAGAACCCCUUCACCGCCGAAGAGAUCGCCGCCGAGGGGCGCAAGCCGAAGCGAAAGGUCGCCGUGAUGGUCGGAUACUCGGGCACGGGCUACAAGGGCAUGCAGAUCAACAAUGAGGAGAAGACAAUCGAGGGAGACCUGUUCAAGGCCUUUGUUGCCGCAGGUGCCAUCUCCAAGGCCAACGCCGACGACCACAAGAAGUCGAGUCUGGUCCGAUGCGCGAGAACUGACAAGGGCGUCCACGCGGCUGGCAAUGUCAUCAGCUUGAAGCUCAUCAUCGAAGACGAGGCCAUUGUCGAGAAGAUCAAUGCCGCUCUACCCGACCAGAUCCGCGUUUGGGGUAUUCAGCGCACCAAUAACUCCUUCAGCUGCUACCAGACCUGCGACUCAAGAUGGUACGAGUACCUCCUACCGACGUACUGCCUACUCCCCCCUCACCCCGACAGCUGGCUGUGGAAACAGUUGGUCGAGGCCGCGAAGGAAAAGGGCUACUAUGAAGAGUUUCAAAAGAAGCUUGCCGAUGUUGAGGGCUACUGGAGGAAAGUCGACGAGGAGGACAUCAAGCCGAUCCUCGACAAGCUCGAUCCCGAGACUAAGGCCAAGGUGAUGGAGAGAAUACACGCCGACGAGGAUGCGACCGCACAGGCGGAUGAUGCCAAGCCGGCCCCUGAGACCAAGACUGAGGAGACACCGGUUGAACCCGCGACCGAGGAGAACAAGACUCCCGCAGAGGUGCCUGAGGGAAGCGUCAAACCCAAAAACCGCGACCUCACCCCCCUCGACUUCGCCCUGCGCGAUAUCAAGGCCGCCUACAUCGCCGCCAAGAGGCGGUACCGUGUAACCCCCGAGCGCCUCACCCAGCUCCAGGAGGCGCUGAACAUGUACUGCGGUACAAUCAACUUUCACAACUACACCGUCCAGAAGAGCUUCAAGGACCCCUCGGCCAAGCGUCACAUCAAGUCCUUCAAGGUCAACAUGCAGCCGAUCCAGAUCCGCGACACCGAAUGGGUUUCCACCAAGGUUCACGGCCAGAGUUUCAUGAUGCACCAGAUCCGCAAGAUGGUCGGCAUGGCUUCUCUCGUCGUCCGCUGCGCUACCCCGCUCGAGCGCAUCAAGGAGAGCUACGGCCCCACGAGGAUCGCCAUUCCCAAGGCGCCUGGACUGGGUCUUCUCCUGGAGCGCCCCGUGUUCGACGCGUACAACAAGCGUGCGCAGGAUAACUUUGGCAAGGAGACGAUUGACUUCACAAAGUACGACGAGAAGCUGCAGGCUUUCAAGGACAAGCAGAUCUACCAACGCAUCUUUGAGGUUGAAGAGCAGGAGAAUACCUUCCACAUCUUCUUUCAGCAGGUGGAUAACUUCAAGUCUGACUACUUCCUGUGGCUUACGGCUGGUGGCAUCGAGGCUGGUGGUGUCCGAACUGGAAAGGAAGAAAAGGGAGGCAAGACUCUCGAGGCGGAGCUUGGCGACGAGGAUGAAGAUCCUGUGAACGGUGACGGUUAA